Messenger RNA from Daldinia vernicosa, 1063 nucleotides. RefSeq lists its product as uncharacterized. NCBI's taxonomy places the organism in Eukaryota, Fungi, Ascomycota, Sordariomycetes, Xylariales, Hypoxylaceae. The record is from RefSeq and is a predicted model, not a curated record. Bases 332 to 1039 code for a protein of 235 amino acids. The transcript has a single exon.
GGGAUCGCCGUAGCUUGUUUCAAAUACGUUGGGCACCUUACUUGAGGUAACUAUCAUUCACUUGUAAUCCUUUUUCUUUUUAUAUUUCUAGUGUUUAUUACGUACAGUAUUCUUUGUUCACUUCAUCUCAUAAACGACAGUUUUAGAACCGACUUAUGAUUGGUGAUAAAGGGAGUUCCGUAAGGAAAAGGGGGAAAAAGACAAAGUUUCGUAUAUACCGUGGCGCUUCUGUAACCUGGCAGUAUUCUAGAACUGGAUUCAUCAUUUUCUUCGUUGACUACUAAAUCCUCUAGGUUUACCCCAGGUGGUGAAGUUUCCUUACCCUUACGAGAUGUCGUUUCUAUCAGUCAAAAAUACUUUCAGGUCUCAAACCAUGACCAAGGAUAAGCUCUUAAAGAGCGCACAUGGACUAGAUACGGCGUUAGACUGUGUCACUCACUUUGAAUCUCUUCAGGACAGAGGAGGAUACGACUGCCGCAAGCAGUUCCCAUACGAGUUGUAUAAAAAGGGGGUUCAGAAAAAGCUCAUAGGUAUAUGGAUGGCAGAUGCACCCAGUGUCCAUGUACUCGACGGCGUGGGCCACAACUAUUCAGCGAGUUAUGCCGGGAGUGAAUUCGCCAAGUCCCUCCGUGUGCGUAACCGCGAGAGUGCCGUCGUUCUCCGGGUGUACGUAAAGGAUCAGAAUGAAGCGCCGAAUGUGGUACUACUUCAGAUCCUUGGCUCGCUCAUCUGGAGUUUGAUUACUCUCGUGCCUGAUGAAUUUGGCACCUCGGAAGGCCUGCGUAAAAGAAAAUUUGAGACGUUCAUAGGUCGCGGACCUGGAAGCUUUGAUGCUGGCUUGGAAAUAAUUCAAUCAUUACCACUCCUUGAACUCAACGGCAAGAAGAUGCUCUGUAUCAUUGAUGGCUUGGAUCAUGCCGAGGAUGAGAGCACAUUGAGCCAAUUGAAACAAUUAGUUACUAUUCUUCGCGAUGUGAUGUCAAAGAAUCGCGCUCAUUUACUUUAUACACUUGGUAAGAGGAGUCAAGUAAUUCGGUAGUUAUAAUUGAUGAGAAUUGCCCUG